Thalassophryne amazonica is the source of this 4250-nucleotide messenger RNA. RefSeq names its product synaptotagmin III (gene syt3). The coding region runs from base 624 to 2306 and encodes 560 amino acids. The transcript has 12 exons. Gene Ontology annotation, biological process: regulation of dopamine secretion; calcium-ion regulated exocytosis; regulation of calcium ion-dependent exocytosis. Gene Ontology annotation, cellular component: membrane. NCBI's taxonomy places the organism in Eukaryota, Metazoa, Chordata, Actinopteri, Batrachoidiformes, Batrachoididae. Gene Ontology annotation, molecular function: calcium ion binding; SNARE binding; calcium-dependent phospholipid binding. The record is from RefSeq and is a predicted model, not a curated record.
UGUUGGACGGCUUUGAAAGACUCUCCGCAAAUGCAAAAGUGAAUUCUGGUCCAGGCUGAUGUGUUUGAGAGGCAACGGAAACCCAGGCAUCCCAUCAGAUCCUGCUGGAGAUAGAUGACUAAGAGCUCAUUCCCAGCAUGCAGUGAAGAAAACUAGCAGCUAUUUGUCUGCAGGUGCCAUUUUCUGCUCGUGGAAGCAAUAUGAAAAUAACAAUCUAAAGAUUAUGUGUAGACUGGAGGCAUAACUGGGCAUUCCUCAGCUAAAUUCAGUUGCAAAGAAAAUUCUGCAUGUAGCCUGUCUUUGAUUGGGUUUACAAAUUCAUCAUGGACCAGAACCCAUCAGGUUGAUUCCAGUAAAGGAAAAGAGGUGUCACUCCAUCAGACAUCAGCACCGCAGUCUGGACUCUGUGAUCCACACCAACAUACCCACCGUCUCCCCUUGUAUUUUCUGAAGCUCCAUCGACUGACUCCCUUACCUCCUCUUCCCCUGUUCACACCUUGUAAACAGUGGAAGGCCAAACACACGACUUACCCGAACGCUGUCCAGUAAGCGAGGGCGGCGAGGGCGGCGAGGGCUGUGCUGUCAUUGGUUGACUGCAGGUUGACUGCAAUGUGGAUGGGAGGAUGUCGGGGGACUGGGAUGAAGACCUGUGUAAGAAGGCGCUGGUGUUGGUAGAGGAACUCUGCUUCAACACAAGAGGAUACAGCCAGAGCAAAGGGUGCCAGGAGUUCAGCUACCUGCUGCGGGGUCGAAACAGACAGCUGGACACAGAGAUCUCUGUCAGCCUACUGUCGGUCAUUGUGACAUUUUGCGGCAUCGUCCUCCUCUCUGUCUCCCUCUUCGUCUCCUGGAAGCUCUGCUGGCUGCCAUGGCGGGACAAGGAGGGCGGAGGUUUGAGCCUGACGUCUGGGCUGCUCCCUGGAAGCAGCCUCGGAGGCCUGGCAGGUGCCGGCGGGUCACUUUUACCCCCGCUGCUGCAGAGGAAGGACGGCCACUCGUCCUCCUCGCUCUACCCAUCUCUGGGCCAGCAGGGUCAGCACCAUCCCCACUUCUCUGAUCUGGUGGGGUUGGAGAGGGGGGAAGUCGGUGGUGUCGUUGGGGGACCACAUGAAACCCAGGAGCACUCCUACCUGGAUAUGGACUCCUAUCCCAACAAUGCUGGAACGCUGAAGCUCAGCCAGACAUCUCCAGAUGUCCCCAACUCAGAGGGUGGAGCCCAUUCCCAUAAAGACCUGCCCAACGCCCACUCGCAGCAGCAGGUCACCCCACGACCCAAACCCAUGACUCACCAGCUCUCCAGCCCUGAUUUCCACGGUGAGGAGAAAGAGCAGGUAACCUGCAUCGGCCAGAUCAAGCCGGAGCUCUACAGACCCAAAGGUGACCAGGGUGAAGGCAAACAGGGCGACAACUGUGGCAAGAUCAGCUUCCUCCUCCGCUACGCCUUCAACACGGAGCAGCUGGUGGUGAAGAUCCUGAAAGCUCUGGACCUGCCCGCGAAGGACGCCAACGGCUUCUCCGACCCCUAUGUGAAGAUCUACCUACUGCCAGACAGGAAGAAGAAAUUCCAGACCAAGGUCCACAGAAAGACCCUGAACCCGAUCUUCAAUGAGACGUUUCAGUUCGGCGUUCCACUGAAUGAGUUACAUUCCAGGAAGCUUCAUUUCUCUGUGUACGACUUCGACCGCUUCUCCAGACACGACCUGAUUGGACAGGUAGUGGUGGACAACCUGCUGGACUUCAGUGAGGGCACCGGGGACAAACCUGUCUGGAGGGACAUUGUGGAGGGCACCGCGGAGAAGGCUGAUCUCGGGGAGCUGAACUUCUCACUGUGUUACCUGCCGACUGCAGGCAGGCUCACGGCAACAAUCAUCAAGGCCACCAACCUCAAAGCCAUGGACCUGACUGGCUUCUCAGACCCGUACGUAAAGGCCUCACUGAUCUGUGACGGGCGUCGGCUAAAGAAGAGGAAGACUUCUAUUAAGAAGAACACGUUGAAUCCCACUUACAACGAGGCACUGGUCUUUGACAUUCCUAAUGAAAACAUAGAAAGCGUGUCCAUCAUCAUCGCCGUGAUGGACUAUGACUGUAUCGGUCAUAACGAGGUUAUAGGUAUGUGUCGUGUGGGCAGCGACGCAGACGGUCCAGGAAGGGAGCACUGGGCAGCCAUGCUGGGCAAUCCACGUAAACCAAUAGAGCACUGGCAUCAACUCGUAGAGGAAAAAGCAAUCGGUACGUUUGUGUCAAAGAGUGCGACAACACCUUCCUCGAAGCCGCACAUCGUGGUGGACAGUCCUCAUUCCGAUUAAUAGUGUCAUUACCGCCUCGCCAGCUCCAGACUUUCUUUUCCUCCUGCUCAUCUGUGAAUAAUUCUCUCCAUCAAAGAAAGAGAGACGCUGAGAUGCUGCUCGUGUUUCCGGCUGCUAGCGCCGUUUUUGCUCCUGCUAAUAAAUCCUCUGAUUCCUGAGCUGCCGUUACCAAGAAACAUGAAAAACAUAAAACCAAGUCCAUCACCUCAGAAGCUCCACACACCUUCACCGACACCAAAUCGUAGGACUGAUGUUGGGAUUUAUCUUUGUGAUGUAGCGGGGGGGCGCUCCACAACACACACACACACACACACACAGUUUGUACAGUAGAAUGUCCAUCGUCCACGUGUGCUUCAGAUUAGUCGACUGUUUCAUCUAGCAGAAGCGCCAUGUGACUUUUCUUUCUCGACUAAUCAGAGAACCAUCGUAGAAACAGUCAUUCCAACCGGGACCAAAGGAUCCGCCCCUGUACAGGCUGUUGAAGAACAUCGUGUUGGGACACUGGUACGCCGGGUGCUUUAUGGGACAACAUCUCACACAUGGCGGUUAGCAGGACAAAACUCUCACGGUGGCUUUGGACGCUUCCUCGGUGCAUCGUGGGUUGUCAGACCUGCUGGGUUUUUUGUUUUUAAUCCAGGGGAAGAUAACGCAGUGUCCCUGCCACUCAUUAUUGAUGUCAAAAGGCGCACGAACUGAGGAUUGAUCCAUCAGUCUCAGCAUGUUACAUGACCUUCAAACGUGUCCCUCCCUGCGUCUCAUGCUUUUUGUUGUCCUGGUGCUCAUCUGUGGCACUUUUGAUGACUUAGGUUUUUGUUAUGGUUUCCACUGGUGUUGGUGUACUACAUGAGGACCCACUGAGGAUGUCUUCUGAAAGACAAUUUAAUCAACGGGAAGACCUUUUCCGAACACGGGUCAAACCCCAUGUUUAGGGACGGACCAGUUUGGACGGAUAUCACCGUCUUGUUUUCCUUUUCCGUCAGCUCUGUACUCUUCCGUUUCCCUUCUCAAGACAUUGUCGUGGUGAAGAUUCAACUGAGAAAACAAAAGAACAACAAAAAAGUCCACAUCUUGCCUGUAGAAGGACUCACGUGUCCGUUGUUUGUUGCUUUUAUCAGUGUGGUUUUCCGUAUUUGUGGGUGUGUUUGUUUUGUAUUUGUGUGUGUCCCUGUGGGUGUGUGUGUGUCACUGUGACCUUGUGUGUGUGUGUGUGUGUCUGUCUGUGUGUGUGUGUGUGAAAGACACGUUUUGUGCUCGCUGCCCUCCGCCGUUCCCGUCCUCCGUCCCUGCCUCCAUUUUCAAACUGAACACGUCUUUGAUCCCACGUGUUAGCGAGGAGUCCUGCUGUAUGUGUGUGAGUGUGUGCCACGUGUGCCGUACACGCCUCAUUGCGCUCCUGCAUGCUUUCUACAUACCAUUUGUAUAAUGUCCAUAAAAUGGGUGAUUUGCCCUCUAGUGUUCAACACAAAGAAAUGCAGUCCUUUACAAAGACGACAGCAGCCAUUAGAUAGGCUAAGGUGGUUAUGCUAUAACCAUAUUACUCAUUCAUUCAUUCAUUUCCUAAUGCUUCACUGGGUCUCCGUUUGCAGUGGCAGCAGAUCAAGCCGCUCAGCCCACACUUCCCUAUCCUUGACCAUAUCUAAUAUUGAAAUUGAAUAUUGAUAGACCUAGGCUGAAAUGGGCAUUGAAAUUUUAUUUUAAUGAUGAAUCACAUUUCAAAAGGUUCACUGAAGUUGAAACUCUUUCAAAUGUGUUUAAUGAGGUCUCCUAUUUACCUUAUUUAAGUUUGUUUAGGUGGUGUAUCAGGUUUCUGUUAAAUCAUACAGUCACAUAAUUUAACUAUCAAUAUAUUGACUAAACAACUCCAUUAUAUGUAGCCUAUUGCUAACAUUAAUGCAUAAAGAACUCCCACUUUUAUUUCGCUUUGAUUUAGCUGGUAUAACUGCA